Messenger RNA from Cercospora beticola, 927 nucleotides. RefSeq names its product double-stranded RNA binding motif domain-containing protein. NCBI's taxonomy places the organism in Eukaryota, Fungi, Ascomycota, Dothideomycetes, Mycosphaerellales, Mycosphaerellaceae. The record is from RefSeq and is a predicted model, not a curated record.
CACGCGCGGAUUUAGUGCACGACAGAACCAGAUUGUCAUCAAACCUCAAGGUGCGCUGUUCGGUUACGAGAGAAGCUAUGUGCAUAUAUAUUACUGUCGAUGCAAAGAAACCUAGAAGGCUUAAUGUGGCAUCGACCUUUUAACGUUGCUGGAGCCCAAAAGAUGCCUUCGUUAGCCAUGUCUUCAUUAACAAGCAACACCGAUACUUCGGAAACCCCAAAGCAAGGAUCGCUUAACGGCUCUGACUUUCAGGACUUGUUCGAUACAUACAAAAACCCUCCUAUUUCGAAGAACUAUUACUGGCUUGGCAAACGAAUUUUUGAGCAAAUGCUCGCAGAAAAGAUCUUCCGUGAUUCUGCGGUCGCUCAAAACAGUGAUGAUCUGGAUGAGAGCCUGGUUCAAGCGAUUUUUCAGUACCCAUAUCGCGAACAGCUCGAACAUAUUCAACCGACAUCGUCAUUCAAGGCCUGUUUCCUGGAAACCGAGAAACAUGUGAAUUACUUUCGAGCCUUUGUUACGGGGCUUGCCGCAGCAUUUCUGCAAAGCAAUACAGAAGGACGACUGCGCCUCGCUUCCAUCGUUCAAGGUGGCGUUCAAGGUCGUCAUCGACCGAUCCCCCCUGGUCCGGUAAUGCAGUCGUAUAGCACACCGGCAGGAGCGAAUCGACAGUCAACGAACAGUGCGUCCAUUAGCGAUGGAAAUACUCCCAUGGAGCGUGCCCGCUACACGACUGCUCUGAAAGAGUAUGGAGAUCAAAGUGGGGCUGACGUGAGAUGGGUAGACAGGCAGGUAUCGGUAGCACCGCUCUGCUGGCAGGUCUCUGCGAUGGCGGAUGACCAGAUGUUCCGGGCUACGGCGAGUAGUAAAAGAGACGCCAGACAUCGAGCUUCGCAAAUGGCAUGUGAGGCACUCGGAAUAGAUAUCUAG